AUGGUUAUGGAGGCGGUAUGGGUGGUGGAUUCGGUCCGAGUGCACACCGUUAUCAAGCCAAUCGAACAGCGCGUGAUUGAACAAAUUGUGCCCCGCCGCAUCAUUACCCAGCAGGUGCAGCCCGUUCAAGAGGACGUUCAAACCAUCGUCGCCCGACAGGUUCAGGGUGGAUCCAUUGGCGGCGGAGCUGGUGGCCUGAGCGGUUUGGGGGGCGGAUCUGGCCUCGGCAAUCUUGGAGGUGGUUUCGGUGGAAACGGUCUUGGAGGAGGCCUCAGUGGAGGCCUCGGUGGAGGCCUCGGAGGUGGUCUCGGUGGUGGAUUUGGUGGUGGUCGUGGCGGUUUCGGUGGUGGUCUGGGCGGAAGCGGCGGCUACUAA
This is a messenger RNA of Rhagoletis zephyria (snowberry fruit fly), 375 nucleotides long. Lineage: Eukaryota; Metazoa; Arthropoda; Insecta; Diptera; Tephritidae. The record is from RefSeq and is a predicted model, not a curated record.